Pichia kudriavzevii is the source of this 1023-nucleotide messenger RNA. RefSeq lists its product as uncharacterized. Bases 1 to 1023 code for a protein of 340 amino acids. Gene Ontology annotation, molecular function: D-amino-acid oxidase activity; FAD binding. NCBI's taxonomy places the organism in Eukaryota, Fungi, Ascomycota, Pichiomycetes, Pichiales, Pichiaceae. The transcript has a single exon. The record is from RefSeq and is a predicted model, not a curated record.
AUGUCUGAGGUUGUGGUUGUAGGUGCCGGAAUUAUUGGUUUAUAUACCACUUACUGCCUUAUCAAUGACGGUGGUAUCUCUCCAGACAAAAUCACCGUUCUUGCCAAGUAUAUGCCAGGAGACCAAUCAAUCUUUUAUACUUCACCAUGGGCAGGGGGUAAUUUUUCCUGUAUCACACCUAACGAUAAAGAGACGUUGGCUUUAGAUAAAUAUACUUACACACAUUUAGCGGAGAUCCAAAAGAAGCUCGGAGGUCCAACAUGUGGUUUGGAUAUGAAACAUAGCACAGAAUUAUGGGAUGAGUAUCCUGGCGAUGAAAAGAUAAAUUCCUUGAAGAGCUAUAUUAAAGAUUUCAAGGUAAUUGCAAAGCAAAACUUACCACACGGUGUUCAGUAUGGUAUUACCUUGACUACCUGGGAUUUCAACUGUCCAAUGUUCUUAACUAAUUUCAAGAAAUAUUUUGAAAAUAUCGGGGUUAAAUUUGUUAGAAAGGAAUUAUCCCACAUCUCCCAGGCCUACCAAGCAGACACCAAAGUUGUUUUCAAUUGCACUGGUAUUGGCGCAAGAUCUAUAGCAGGUGUAAGUGAUGAUAAAGUUUAUCCUACUAGAGGACAAGUUGUGGUUGUUAGAGCACCCCAUAUCAAAGAAAAUAGGAUGAGAUGGGGCGCCGAUUAUGCAACAUAUAUCAUUCCAAGGCCAUAUUCUAAUAACGAAUUGGUAUUAGGCGGAUUUCUACAAAAGGAUAACUGGACUGGUGAUACGUUUGAGCUAGAAACUGAAGAUAUCCUAAGAAGAACAACAGAACUGUUCCCCGAAAUCCUGGAUAGGCCUUUGGAGAUCAUCAGAGUUGCAGCUGGUCUAAGACCAAGCAGGCAUGGAGGUGUAAGAAUCGAAGUCGAAAAUGUUGAAGAGAAACUUUUGGUUCAUAAUUACGGUGCUAGUGGUUACGGCUAUCAAGCCGGUUUAGGUAUGGCGCAAAAGGCUGUCUCCCUAUACCUCAAAUCCAAGAGAGCAAAGCUAUAA